Molecule: messenger RNA, 699 nt
Organism: Caenorhabditis bovis
Lineage: Eukaryota; Metazoa; Nematoda; Chromadorea; Rhabditida; Rhabditidae
Source: the annotation of a GenBank genome assembly
AUGUCAAAAUCGCAUUCGGCGACGCGUCUCAUCGAGAAUACGCCGGAAGCGUCGACGCUGGUCGCCGCCGGCAGCGGAUUCCUAUCAACACUCGCCAGCUACAUCACGUCGGCGCCGAAAAAGACACCGCCGCGAAUUGUGCAAAAAACUCGCGUCAUCAAUUCGUGGGAUGACGUCGACAUUGUGAGGCUCAACAUCGUCGUCUGCAAUUACCUCUACAAUGAUCCACACAUUGCAACAUUGUUCGCCGAAAUCGAGAAAUUGACGGGACGUAGUCGCGAGGUGUGCUUCUACACGGGAAUCACCGUUCUCGUUCUGAUCACGUUCAUCCACGAUCCGAUUGGCGCACUGACGACGUUCAUGACGUUGAUGGUGCCGGCGUUCUACACGAUUCUCAGCCUACUCAAUGAGCAAUCCGAACCAACGAACUUCAGCGAUCGUCGGCCGAGUUUCACCGAUAAGGAAUUCGUGUUGAGAUACUGGCUGAUUUACGGCGUUUUUGUGACAAUCGAGCAAAUGUUUGGAUCGUUCAUCCACUUUGAUCUACGCGUGAUUCGACUCGUCGCUCUAUCGCUAUGCUUGUCGACGCGCGUGCCGAUUCUCAUGUGGGUCUCAUCGCGAAUCGAACUUCAAUUCUGCAAAGCGCUCGCCAAAUUCGACGAGAACAACUAUCAACUUGUAUUAGUGCCGCAAAAAUAA